Molecule: messenger RNA, 2712 nt
Organism: Hibiscus syriacus
Lineage: Eukaryota; Viridiplantae; Streptophyta; Magnoliopsida; Malvales; Malvaceae
Product: protein TRANSPARENT TESTA 9-like
Exons: 21
Coding region: 142-2562 (806 amino acids)
Biological process (GO): endosome to lysosome transport; regulation of autophagosome maturation; endosomal transport
Cellular component (GO): late endosome; endolysosome membrane
Source: RefSeq, a predicted model, not a curated record
GCGCGGACAAAACUCAACUGAACGUCUUCCACCAAAAUUCCUUCCCUUCUACACAUUUUCUCCUCUUCCUAUAGGGUUUCUUUCCUCUCAACCAAAGUAAAAAAAGUAAAAAACAGCAACGGAUCUCCUCCAUUUUUCACGAUGUGGCGCUUGCUCUGGCGAUCCAUCGAUCGCUUCUCUCUUCAACACUUCAAAUCUGUAGUUACUGAAUUGCGGCAGAUCAAAGUUGUCGAUGAGCAGAACAGGGAUGCAGUUGUAGAUCUGCUACAAACUAUUGUAGAGAUAGUGACAUAUGGGGACAGAAAAGACCCAUCAAUAUUUGACUGUUUUAUGGAAUACCAAGUUUUAGCAGAGUUUGUACGGGUACUAAGGAUCAGUACAAGUUCAACAAUUGAGGCUCCAUUGCUUCAGUAUCUAAGCAUAAUGAUUCAAAACAUGGAUAGUGAACAUGCAAUUUACUAUUGUUUAAGCAAUGACUAUAUCAACAACAUCGUAGAACAUCAAUAUAACUUCAAUACAGGGGAUCUUGCUCUUUAUUACGUAUCUUUCUUAAGAGCAGUGAGCAGCAAAAUAAGCAGAGACACGCUUUGCCUUCUUGUUAAGUUUAAUGGGGAUGUAGUGGUCUCAUUUCCCCUGUACAGUGAGGCUCUUAAAUUUGCUCAACACGAGGAAAAGAUGAUUCAAACAGCUAUACGUGCAUUAACUCUCAACAUAUACAAUAUUUGUGACGAUAAUGUCUAUCAAUUUAUAACAACAGCUCCAGCCUCGAUUUACUUUUCAGACUUGGUUUAUAGUCUAAGGGAGCAAUGUCUACAACUAGAUGCCCUUGUCCACUCCAUAGAGGAGAAAUGCACUUGUAAAGAAAACAAGGACAUAUUUCUGAAAACUGAUAAAAUCAUAGACAAUCUUUACUACUUCAAGGACAUGCUUUCUGUUGGCGAAUCGCAAUUAAGUAGAGUAGUUACCAAAAACCUUCUCAGUGUACUUAUUUUCCCCUUGUUGCUUCCUCUACUGAAGUUAGGAGUGAAUACAGGUAGCUACAUCUCAGCAGUCACUUCUUUGUACAUAGUUGUUCAGCUUCUUCAAGUUGUUGGUGGAAAACAUUUGAUUAAUGGAGUGGCUGGUCUUCUCUUGUAUCAUUAUAUGGCAUUAUGUCAGAGAGAUGCUAUUGCUACCAAUGGGGAUACGGCUGGUGGCACAGGUGAUUCUAGUCCUCUUCUGCACGUGUUAAAUGAUAUAAGAAUCAAGAUAUCUGGUCCCAAGGCUGGAGGAGGAGAAGAAAUCAAUAUAAACUAUCUACUUCAGCAUUCAAAUGAGCAUACAUAUUCAAAUUCUCAUUAUGAUGUCACCCCUUGGGAUGAUGAUGUGCAUGUAGAUAGGUUUGGGAUAUUCGCAUAUUUGUUUUCAGAAAAUCACAGUAUAUCACUAGCAUCUUUAUUUCUAUUGCUUACUCUUGCAGAGAACAAAGAUCUGGAGCAUUAUCCGGCAUCACUGCUCAGAAUGAGUCAAAAUCAGGGCUUGACAAACUGUGAGUCAGCGUUUGCAAAAGUGGAUGGAAGUAUUCUGGUGAGACUUAUGCCUCAGAUUUUGAAGGCAUUAUUGAAGGUUUUGGCAUGUCAACCACCAGUUUCCCCACCAAUACAGUGGCAUACAGGGUGGUUUUUGCGAAAGCUACUUCAGUGUGAUGGAAAUAUGCUCACUGACGACAAUGUCUACCUAUUCAAUACUUCAUUUGAGCAGUCCCGAGAAUGUCUUCGAAAGGAACUUGAUGGAUGCUGGUUUGAUCAUAUCCCAGAUAUUAUAGGACAUGAGUGGGGAAGCUGUAAAAAAGCUCUUGAGCUACAAUCCCAAGUUAUGGAUCCCUUAUUUACAUUGGAGUUAGCAAGCUGCCAGCAAACCAUUGAUGGCAGUUCAAACUCAUAUUCUGCUUGGCAGAGGAUGGUUGACACCGUAAAGGUUUUCAUCCUCCAUCUUCAGCUCAAGGCAUUUAUUUUCAUGGGACGUUUACUUGAAAAGCCCUCACUAAAGUCAUGGAGUUAUAGUGAUUUGGGAAAAACUUCUAGCAGAGAUGCUUCAUCUGCCAGCUUUGGGUCAGAGGUCUCUUUAGGAUCAGGAAUCCCUUGUAGGAUUGCUUUCUCGUAUGCUGGAGUCAGGGAUGUGUACCUAGUAGCAGCGGCACAAGGAAUUUCUGGAAAAUUGAUUCUUGCGGAGAAGCAUCCUUUCCGGAGUCAGCGUGGUGUAGUAAUUGCCAUUGCUCCACUGGCCGGGUUAAGCCCGAAGAUAGACAAGGACCACCCAACAUGGUUACAUCUUCGGAUAAGAGAAUUCGAUCCAGAUUUUUUUAAAGCUAAAGGCAACCAAUCUAAAGUUUCCAAUCCCCCUGCCGAUGGGAGAUGGACACUUGGUUUCCAUAGUGCAAAGGCUUGUGAGGCUGCUCAAUUAUUGAUUCUUGAAGAACCUUGUAAGCAGAGGUUCUCUGUUGAGAGAAUGCUUGCUCCACUCCUUCGGGAAGAUUAUUGGGGUGAAAUAUGGAUGGCCGAAGCGAUUAAAGCUCCAGCCUGAGUUCUAGGAGUGCAGCAGCUAAUGUACCACUCUUCUCGUCUGCAGUUUUCCAUGUGCACGGUGCGUCAACUUCUCUCUCAAUCCUCUUAUUCCUUGCACUGCAUUUCCAGCUCUGCAUGACAUCAAAAGUUGCAUCAGUCAAAAUCAAAC